AUGCCGAAUGAAAUUAAGGAUAUCCGCACUGUCGACGAGACUUCUUUCCCCUACAUUUUCGAGCAAAAUGUCACUGUGCCUCUCAAGGUAGCUGAUGGGCUCAUUCGGUGUAAUGUGUACCGACCCAAAGGUUCUGAGUCUGUCCCCGUCUUGGUGACCUAUGGACCGUAUGGAAAGGAUAUUCACUACAAGGACUUUCACGCGAAGUCCUACUCCGAGGUCAACCCCAGCCAUAAAUCCGACCACUCAGCCUGGGAAACCCCAGACCCAGGCUUCUGGACCUCGCAUGGCUAUGCCAUAGUCCGCGCCGACGAAAGGGGCCUCGGCCAAUCCCCUGGCGUGCUGGACACAAUGUCGCGCGGCACAAGCGAAGCCUUUUUCGACGUCGUCGAGUGGGCAGCUUCGCAGCCAUGGUCAUCGGGCAAGGUCGGUCUUCUCGGCAUCAGCUACUACGCAGGCAGCCAGUGGCGCGUGGCCGCCCGCAAACCCAAGGGUCUUGCCGCGAUCAUCCCGUGGGAGGGCAUGUCGGAUUACUAUAGGGACAGAUGCCGCCACGGAGGCAUCUUGUCCAAUGGCUUCAUUAAAUUCUGGUGGAACCGGCAGGUGAUUACGAACCAGUACGGACGUCCGGGGCGAAAUGCGAGGAAUUGGGGCCCCGACACGAUUGAGGGCGAUCUUCCCGAGGAGGAACUCGCUGCCAACAGGAAUGACCAAACGACGGAUACUGCUGCGAAUCGCUUUCGUGAUGAGCCUUAUUAUGCCUCCAAAGAGUAUGAUAUGGGCGACAUCGAGGUUCCGCUCCUCUCCGUCGGCAACUGGGGAGGUAUCCUCCUUCAUUUGCGUGGCAAUGUCGAGGGCUACACCCAUGCUGGCUCGAAGUUCAAGUAUCUUCGGAUGAUCACUGGUCGCCAUGAUCUUCCAUUCUAUUAUGAUGAGGAAGUCGAAGUGCAGCGCAGCUUCUUGGAUGCCUUCCUCAAAGGCGAAGAUAGAGUCGGGUGGUCUGUCCCUGGAAAAGUCCCGCCGGUAGACCUGGUUCUCCGUAAAGGAAACGUGGGUUUCAAUGACGCGGAGGCCGAGAAGGCGUAUUCUCGUCGACAAGAAAAUGAGUGGCCGAUUGCGCGCACCCAGUAUACGAAGUUCUUUCUCACAGCAUCCCAGGGCUUGAUGUUGGAUGAGGCGGCUGCACAGGAGAGGAAGAAACUGUCGUACCGUGCACUAGGUACCAUGGAGAAGCCCGAACUUAUCCAGUUUGCCACCGAACCUUUUGGGACAGAGACAGAGAUCACCGGGCACAUUGUCGCACAUCUUAACGUCUCCGUUAGCCCCGACCCCUCUGGGCCUACGCCCAGUGAUAUCGACCUUUUCGUAACGCUCCGCCAUAUCGGACCCGAUGGAAACGAAGUGUUCUAUACUGGCACUGCCGGGGACCCAGUUCCCUUGACGAAGGGCUGGCUAAGGGUAAGUAUGCGAAAGGUCAAUAAUGAACAUCCCAAACACCGCGAAUGGCUGCCCCAUAGGGAUUAUACCAGCAAGGAUGUCCUGCCCGUCAUCCAGGGCGAGGUUUACGCCGUUGAUAUUGAAGUGUGGCCGACGAAUGUUAUUGUCGAGAAGGGCGGCAAGCUUAUCUUCGAGGUGGCGUCGGGGGAUACUCAGGGCUCGGGUAUCUUCCUCCACGACGACCCCAACGACAGGUCUACUGAGAAGUUCCAGGGUACAAAUCACAUUCACUUUGGACCGCAGUUUGUCAAUUAUGUUACACUUCCUGUGAUUCCUCCGAAGGAGUAA
Molecule: messenger RNA, 1785 nt
Organism: Scedosporium apiospermum
Lineage: Eukaryota; Fungi; Ascomycota; Sordariomycetes; Microascales; Microascaceae
Exons: 3
Coding region: 1-1785 (594 amino acids)
Molecular function (GO): dipeptidyl-peptidase activity
Source: RefSeq, a predicted model, not a curated record